CGACCUGGCUGCUGUGGACUUGUCAGCUUUCGAUUUGGCUGCCCAUUUGCCUGCCUGCCUGCUUGCUUGCCUGCCGAGCCGAUCUGCGCAGAGCCACUCACACCUGUCGACAUGCCGCAGAAUCAGCCCAUCAAGAUCCCAGUUCUGGAGAUCGCCUUGUUUGCGCUCUCGCAGGUUGCCCUGUACUAUGGUGUCAAGUGGGCCCUCGGGGCCCUUGACCCCUUCAAGCAGAAGAAAGAUGCAGCCAAGGCCAAGCGCGAAAAAGUGUUUGGCCGACUUGGGAUCAAGAACAUGGAGCUUACAGAACACGAGGAAAUCAUCGGAUCCGAGGUCGUUCAUCCCGACGACAUCUCGGUUACGUUCAAGGAUAUCGGAGGGCUUGACUUGAUCAUCGACUCGCUCAGAGAAACCGUCAUCUAUCCGCUGUGCUAUCCACAGCUCUUCAGCUCCAACAGCAGCCUGCUUGGUGCUCCGAAAGGCGUGCUUCUCUACGGCCCGCCUGGCUGUGGCAAGACCAUGCUGGCCAAAGCCCUCGCCAAAGAAUCAGGCGCAACCUUCAUCAACCUGCAUGUAUCAACAUUGACCGAAAAAUGGUUUGGCGAGUCCCAAAAGCUUGUCCAUGCGCUGUUCUCGCUGGCCAAGAAGCUCGAGCCAACCAUCAUCUUUAUCGACGAGAUCGACUCGUUCCUGCGUGAGCGCACGAGCAGCGACCACGAAGCCACCUCGAUGAUGAAGGCCGAGUUCAUGAGUUUGUGGGAUGGCCUCGCCAGCGGACAAAAUUCGCGCGUGCUCGUCCUUGGAGCAACCAACCGUCCGAACGACAUCGACAAGGCUAUCUUGCGACGCAUGCCCAAACGGUUCUCGAUCCGGCUACCUGAUGACGUUCAGCGACUCCGCGUGCUAACUCUGCUCCUCAAGAAUGCCGAUGUUGCUGCCGACUUUGACGUCCAAGCCCUCGUGCCGCUGACCGCCGGCUUUUCUUGCAGCGAUCUGAAAGAGCUCUGCCGCAAUGCCGCGAUGGUUCCGAUCCGCGAGGUCCUGCGGGAUCUCCCUGGUCCCAUCCAGGGUGUCGAUGCCAAGAGCCUCCAUGUUCGGCCCCUGAGCAACGCCGACUUUUUCCUGAGCGACGAGUAUUCCACGCAGCCCAAGCCGUCAUCGAGCAACACUGGGAGCCUCACCGACAUCCCCGAUCUCGAUUAGAGUGCUCGGAUAAUGAACCGGGGCUGUCUUUGUCUAUGGCUACCAGCGAUUCUCUCUGGAUCUUGAAUACAUACAUGUUCAUCCGCCA
Messenger RNA from Polychytrium aggregatum, 1288 nucleotides. Its product is annotated as AAA-domain-containing protein. The transcript is spliced from 8 exons. Gene Ontology annotation, cellular component: mitochondrial outer membrane. NCBI's taxonomy places the organism in Eukaryota, Fungi, Chytridiomycota, Chytridiomycetes, Polychytriales. Gene Ontology annotation, molecular function: ATP binding; ATP hydrolysis activity. Bases 112 to 1200 code for a protein of 362 amino acids. The record is from RefSeq and is a predicted model, not a curated record.